CUGGUCAGAACCGGGAUUCAAUAAAACAUCCGGUCCGAAUAAGAGAUAUGCGGAUUUAAGAACAAGAAGUCCAAUAUGCCGUAACUAAGAACGAUCUGUUCCACGACAGAGGAUAUAUAAAAGCCAGUCGCCACGCAAUAUACGUAAGAAAUGUCUAGACCAAUAUUGGUUCCCAUAGCUGCGCCCUUCCCUUCCAGUAGCACAACUUACAAGAGAGCCCCUUUCUCGAUUUUCCAUCAAAUACCAUAACUCGACAUAACUCGACAGUUUACAUCAUGGGCCCAGGAAAAGCAGCGCCCACUCGUGUCGGCGGCAAGGCCGUAGGCCCUGUUGGAUUCGGCAUGCUGGGGUUAACGAAGCCAUGGGCCCCUGUCGAGUAUCCCAUUGCCGUGAAAGUCUUGAAGACUGCAUUAGAGCAAGGUGCGAAUCUUUGGAACGGCGGCAUGCACUACGGAACUCCCGAGGCAAAUUCUCUACAUCUAGUCAAGUACUACUUCGAACAGUAUCCCGAGGACGCUAGCAAGGUCGUCCUCAGUGUCAAAGGUGCAUUUGGGACGAAAACCGGGCCAGACGGCAGCCCGGAAGGUAUCCGCGCUUCUGUUGAGGAGGCCCUCAAAGUGCUAGCUGGUACCAAAACCAUCGAUGUUUUUGAGUGCGCGCGGGUCGACCCUAAUGUUUCCGUCGAGACCUCGAUCAAAGCAUUGGGUGAGCUGGUAAAGGAGGGUAAGAUUGGCAGUAUCGGCCUCAGCGAAGUUGGCGCGAACACAAUCCGCAAAGCUCACGCAGUGCAUCCUAUCUCGGCCGUCGAGAUCGAGUUGAGCUUAUUCACGCCCGAUCCCCUUCACAACGGUGUUGCGGAUACUUGCCACGAACUCGGCAUCCCCAUCGUAGCAUAUAGCCCUAUCAGCCGCGGGUGGUUAACCGGCGAGCUGCGCAAGCUGGACGAUCUCCCGCAGAACGACUUCCGCCGCAUGCUCCCGCGCUUCCAGCCCGAGGUCUUCGACCAGAACUUCAAGCUCGUCGAGGCAGUGGAACAGAUUGCCAAGCGCAAAUGUGUUACGACGGCACAGGUGGCUAUCGGGUGGGUGAUUCGUCAGGGCGCUAUUCCUAUCCCCGGUUCUGCUCGGGUCGAGCGCGUCAUUGAAAACACGAAGGCCGCCGAGCUGACGGAUAGGGAGUUGGCUGAGAUUCAGAGGAUUCUUGAUACCUUGCCUAUCAGUGGGGAGCGCUACGGGGGUGGGCAAGAGAAGUUUCUUAACGCGUAGUGGGUAGGAGAGUCUACUAGGUUAGGUUGCUUCCUUGACGGAUGAUGAAUGAGAUUUAGUAUGCUUCUAAGGGAGGAGGGUAUAUGCCUCAAUCUCUUUAAAUUACUCGAGUACCUGAGCGUAGCUGGAGGAUUGUUGAUAUAACAAACGCCAAAUAACCCAAAUACAUUGCUCUCAACCGCUAAUGAAUACUUUCGCCUUUUAACUCAAUACGAGGCAAGUUAUCCUGUAGAACGUCCUACCUCUGCAAGACAAGAUAAUAAAUAAGCCGGUAAUUGGCCAAAUCUCGAGAGCCUAAUGCGUGCUGAUAUACUUGACAUGUCAUGUAUAUUUGAGGCGCUACCAGGUGAGACAAUCUGACCUCGAUUAUUCCUGUUAGGUUUUUCCGAGACGCCUGUAGCUCUGGAUGUAUUGAAUCAUGUUGACGUGUGGGCAACGAGGAUUUCUUCG
Messenger RNA from Daldinia decipiens, 1715 nucleotides. RefSeq names its product Aldo/keto reductase. The transcript is spliced from 4 exons. The coding region runs from base 276 to 1265 and encodes 329 amino acids. The record is from RefSeq and is a predicted model, not a curated record. Lineage: Eukaryota; Fungi; Ascomycota; Sordariomycetes; Xylariales; Hypoxylaceae. Gene Ontology annotation, cellular component: cytoplasm.